CUUUUGCUUUGGUUUCUGAAGAUACAAAGAAAGAGGUCAAGCAAUCUAAGAAUUUGGAGAAAGGUGGUAUCUCAAGGAAGAGUGACGUAGGUGAAGAUCGCUGUGCAAAUGUUCUGGUCUCUCCCGAAGACACGGGGAGAACACUUUUCAGAUUGACAUAGUGGCUCAUGAUUUGUAUUGGAAACGACAACUCGUAUGUUAGAUUUGAUGUCCUUGGCCACCAUUUGAUUUAAAAGGAAUUGUAUUUGUCAUCCAGAGUCAAAGUAAUUCUUUUCAUGCAAAGAGAGCAGAACAGUUAAAACAAAGCAUCUUAAAGCAAGCGGCAAAUCUUACACAGGAACUCCCAAGAGUCCUCCUUCUUCAUCAGAUGUCUAAGCAGGAGGGUGCAUGGACCAUACUUCCGUUGUUACCACACUUUUCUGUAACGUAUAGCAGAAAUUCAUCAUGGAUUUUCUUCUGUGAAGAAGAGACAAGAAUACAAAUUCCAGAACUCUUAGAAACACUCAGAAGAUAUGACCCAUCCAAGGAAUGGUUUUUAGGGAAAGCAUUACAUGAUGAAGAAUCUACAAUAAUUCACCAUUAUGCCUUUUCUGAAAAUCCUACCGUUUUUAAAUAUCCAGACUUCGCUGCUGGCUGGGCUCUUAGUAUUCCACUUGUAAACAAGCUUACCAAGAGGUUAAGGAGUGAAUCCCUGAAAUCUGACUUCACAAUAGAUUUAAAACAUGAGAUUGCCCUCUACAUCUGGGACAAAGGGGAUGGGUGUCCCCUCACGUCAGUGCCCGAGUUUUGUACAGAUGCUGUGAAUGCCUACUGUGCUACCACGUUGCAUUCUUUCCUACCACUUUGUGGACAUCCAGUGAAGAAAGAGGAUAUAUUUUUCGCAGUAAAAACAUGCAAGAAAUUUCAUGGUGAUAGAAUCCCCAUUGUAAAGCAGACCUGGGCAGGACAGGCAAGUCUCAUUGAAUACUACAGUGAUCACGCAGAAAGUUCUAUUCCUACGGUAGAUCUGGGGAUUCCUAAUACAGAUAGAGGUCAUUGUGGAAAGACAUUUGCCAUUUUGGAAAGAUUUUUGAAUCACAGCCAUGACAAAAUAGCAUGGUUAGUCAUUGUGGAUGAUGACACGUUAAUAAGCAUCUCCAGGCUCCAGCACUUGCUUAGCUGUUACGACUCCAGCGAACCACUGUUUCUGGGAGAGCGUUACGGCUACGGCCUGGGCACUGGAGGCUACAGCUACGUCACGGGAGGAGGAGGAUUAACGGUCUCCAGGAGCUGCUCUAACCCCUUUCUCUGUCUGCUCUGGCUUCCCACUAGAAUGGUCUUCAGCAGAGAAGCAAUCAGGAGACUUCUCGCCAGUAAGUGUCGCUGCUACAGCAAUGAUGCCCCCGAUGAUAUGGUCCUGGGAAUGUGCUUUAGUGGGUUGGGAAUCCCUGUGACACACAGCCCUCUCUUCCAUCAGGCCCGGCCCGUGGAUUAUCCUAGGGACUACCUUUCUCACCAAAUUCCCAUAUCUUUUCAUAAACACUGGAACAUCGAUCCGGUAAAGGUAUAUUUCACGUGGUUGGCACCCAGUGAGGAAGACAAAGCCAGGCAGGAGACACAGAAAGGCUUUAAGGAAGAGUUAUAAAGCGUGCUGGCCUAUGAGCACAGUUUGGUUACGAGACCGGAGUGGAGGCCGGCAUCGUCCUGCGAGCUGUGACCACAUUGCUUCCAUGUGCCACAUGGCAUUGGGAGACUCUGACUUUAGGUGGAAAUUAUGUAUAUGGUAUUUUUUGAAGGGGGGGGGGAGGAAACAGAGUCGUAGGGGAAACAGAUUUUUUUUUUUUCUGGGAAAAAUCACUUGCUUUUUGCAUUAUGCGGUUAUUGUAAUAUACAGUGAUUACUGUGUAUUUUUCAAGCUGUGAUACAGCAGCUUUAUUACUGUCACAGAAAAAUAAAUGGUACCAGAAGUCUC
Messenger RNA from Neofelis nebulosa (Clouded leopard), 1951 nucleotides. RefSeq names its product beta 3-glucosyltransferase (gene B3GLCT). The transcript is spliced from 15 exons. NCBI's taxonomy places the organism in Eukaryota, Metazoa, Chordata, Mammalia, Carnivora, Felidae. Gene Ontology annotation, cellular component: membrane. Gene Ontology annotation, molecular function: acetylglucosaminyltransferase activity. The record is from RefSeq and is a predicted model, not a curated record. The coding region runs from base 368 to 1624 and encodes 418 amino acids.